GGAGCCCUGCCCGCUCCGGGAGGGGCGGCGGCGGCGGCGGGGGGGGCGCGCGCGGGGCGCGGGCGGCGGCGGCGGCGCACACGCGCUAUAAAGGGGCGAGCCCGGCGCGCCGGCGGAGACGCCGCCAAAGUUUGCCGCGUGCGCCCGGCUCGGCGGCCGCCGCGGCCCCGCACCGGCCCGCCGCGCCGCAGCCAGGCCGAGCCGCGGGCGCCGGACGCGGGCGCCGCGCGCGAUGCGAGGCGGCGCCGGGCGGCCGCGCGCGCCCCGUCCGCGGGCGCCGCCGGCCCCUCCUGCCCCGCGCGGCCGCUAAUUGCCGGCGCGGCCUCAUUUGCAUAGCGCCGGGUCCGCUGGAGAGCGGCCAAUCGGCGCGCCCGGGCUAAUGGCCGCGCAUUAUUCACCCGCCUAAUUGCUCGGCCCCAUGCGCGGCCCGCGCAGCCGCCGCCGCCGCCCGCGCCCCGCGCCCCGCGCCCCGCGCCCCGCGCCGUCGCCGCCGGCCGCCCCGCCGAUGCCGCGGCCCCGCUAGCAGCAUGUCUCGGCGCAAGCAGGCCAAGCCCCAGCACCUCAGGUCGGACGAGGAGCUGCCGCCGCCGGACGGGGCUCCGGAGCACGCCGCAGGCGCAGCCGCGGGCCCCGGGGAGGCGGCGGACGAGGCGGACAGCGGCACGGACAGCCGCAGCGGCAGCGAGGAGACCAGCGUGUGCGCGCAGUGCUGCGCCGAGUUCUUCAAGUGGGCCGACUUCCUGCAGCACAAGCGCAGCUGCGCCAAGAACCCGCUGGUGCUCAUCGUGCACGAGGAUGAGCCCGCGCCGCCCGCCGAAGACUUUCCGGAACCUUCCCCGGCCAGCUCGCCCGGGGAGCCGGCCGACGGCGAGGCGGCCGAGGAGCCGGCGCCGGCCGAGGGCAGCGCGGGUGGCGAGGCGCGCGCGGCGAGCGCGGGGCCGGACGCGGAGCCCAUGGAGGUGGCGCCCCCCGGGGAGCCGGGCCCCGCGCCCCCCGCGGCCCCCGCGCCCGCCGAGCCGGGCCCCGCGGCCGCCUACCGCCUGCCCAGCACCAACGUGACGCUGGAGACGCUGCUGAGCACCAAGGUGGCCGUGGCGCAGUUCUCGCAGCCGGCGCGCGUGGCGGGCGCGGCGGGCGCGGGGGGCCCGGGGGCGGCGGGCGCGCUGCCGCUCAUCCUGGAGCAGCUGCUGGCGCUGCAGCAGCAGCAGAUCCACCAGCUGCAGCUCAUCGAGCAGAUCCGCAGUCAGGUGGCGCUCAUGCACCGCCCGGGACCCCGGCCCGCGCCCGCGCCCGGCCCGCUGCAGGGCCUGGCCGCCGCCCCCUCGGGCGCGGGCCCGCCCCCCGCCGCCGCGCCCGCGGCCCCCGCUGCCGCCUUCGAGGGGCCCGCGCCGCCGGGCCCGCCACCCCCGGCCCCGGCCGGGCCCGGGACCCCGCAGGCCCCGGGUGGGGGCCCCGAGCCCGGCACCGCGCCCCCCGCGGCCUCCCUGGGGGCGCCCGCCGCACCCGCGGCCCCGGGCCCCGCACCCCCGCCCGGCGCCGCCACGCCCCCCGCCCUGGGGCCCGCGCCCCUGCUACCUCAGACCUCGGCCAGCAGCGUCAUCUUCCCCAACCCGCUGGUCAGCAUCGCCGCCACGGCUAACGCGCUGGACCCGCUGGCGGCACUCCUGAAGCACCGCAAGGGCAAGCCCCCGAACGUGUCGGUGUUCGAGCCCAAGGCCAGCGCCGAGGACCCCUUCUUCAAGCACAAGUGCCGCUUCUGCGCCAAGGUGUUCGGCAGCGACAGCGCCCUGCAGAUCCACCUGCGCUCCCACACGGGCGAGCGGCCCUUCAAGUGCAACGUCUGCGGCAACCGCUUCUCCACCAAGGGCAACCUCAAGGUGCACUUCCAGCGGCACAAGGAGAAGUACCCGCACAUCCAGAUGAACCCCUACCCCGUCCCCGAGUACCUCGACAACGUGCCCACCUGCUCCGGCAUUCCCUAUGGCAUGUCGCUGCCCCCGGAGAAGCCCGUGACCACCUGGCUGGACAGCAAGCCGGCCCUGCCCACGGUGCCCACGUCGGCGGGACUGCAGCUCCCGCCCGCCGUGCCGGGGACCAGCGGCUUCUCCGACUCGCCCAGCCUCACCCCGGCCAACCGCUCCCCGCAGCGGCCCUCUCCCGCCUCCAGCGAGUGCCCCUCCCUGUCCCCCGGCCUCAACAGCUCCGAGUCGGGCCUGGCCGGGCCCGCUGAGUCCCCGCAGCCAGGCCUCCCGCAGCCGGGGCUCGGCGGGCCCUCGCUGCCCAAGGCAGAGCCCCCGGGCCUGGCCGGCAGCUGCGCCAGAGCCGGCGACGGGCCGGCGGGCGGCGCCCUCGCCACCCUCGCGGAGGGUGGCCAGGCCCCGGGCCUCUGCAGCCCCGUCCCGCCCGCGGGCUCCGAGCCCUUCAAGGCCAAGUUCCCCUUUGGUGGGCUGCUGGACUCCAUGCAGACCUCGGAGACCUCGAAGCUGCAGCAGCUGGUGGAGAACAUCGACAAGAAGAUGACGGACCCCAACCAGUGCGUCAUCUGCCACCGCGUGCUGAGCUGCCAGAGCGCGCUCAAGAUGCACUACCGCACGCACACGGGCGAGCGGCCCUUCAAGUGCAAGAUCUGCGGGCGUGCCUUCACCACCAAGGGCAACCUGAAGACGCACUUCGGGGUGCACCGCGCCAAGCCGCCCCUGCGCGUGCAGCACUCCUGCCCCAUCUGCCAGAAGAAGUUCACCAACGCCGUGGUGCUGCAGCAGCACAUCCGCAUGCACAUGGGCGGCCAGAUCCCCAACACGCCGCUGCCCGACGGCCUCCAGGACGCCAUGGACGCCGAGCUCGCCUUCGACGACAAGGCGGCCGAGGGCCUGGGCGGCUUCGAUGAGGACCUGGACGAGAACUCCAUGGAGGAGGACGCCGAGGCCCGGGAGGCGGGCGCCGACCCGUCCAAGCCGCUCCUGGCCUUCGCCGCCGGCUCCUGCCCGCCCUCGCCCCCCUCGGUCAUCUCCAGCAUCGCGGCCCUGGAGAACCAGAUGAAGAUGAUGGACUCGGUGAUGAACUGCCCGCAGCUGCGCGCCCUCAAGUCCGUGGAGAACGGCUCGGGCGACAGCGACCGGCUGAGCAACGACUCCUCGUCGUCGGCCGUCGGCGACCUGGAGAGCCGCAGCGCGGGCAGCCCGGCCCUGUCCGAGUCCUCGUCCUCCACGCAGGCCCCAUCCCCCGCCCACAGCAACGGCGAGAGCCUGCCGUCCAAGUCCCCGGCCCUGGGCCAGGGGGAGCCGCCGGACCUGCCGCUCAAGACCGAGCGGCCGGACAGCCCCGCUCCCGGGCCCGAGAACGGAGGCGCGCUGGACCUGACCGCCGUGCACCCGGGCCGGGCGUCCGUCAAGGAGGAGCCCCCGUUUGGCCUGCUGUUCCUGAGCCGGGAGCGGGGUAAGUGCGCGCGCAGCGUGUGCGGGGUCUGUGGCAAGCCCUUCGCGUGCAGGAGCGCGCUGCAGAUUCACCUGCGUAGCCACACCCGGGAGCGGCCGUUCGUCUGCGCGGUGUGCAGGCGCGGCUGCUCCACCCUGGGGAAUCUGAAGCAGCACCUGCUCACCCACAGGUGGAAGGCUGCUCAGGCCCCUCACCUCGGCUUUGCCCUAGGUCCCGGCCAGAGCGCCCCUAGCCUGCUCGGCAGCGCGGCGCCCGCCGCCGUCAAAAUGGAAGUGAACGGGCACGGCAAGCCCCUGGCGCUGGGCGAGGGCCCGCCGCUGCCCGCGGGCGUGCAGGUGCCCGCGGGGCCGCAGGCCGGGAUGAGCCCCGGGCUGGCGCCCAUGCUGGCGCCCCCGCCGCGCCGCGCCCCCAAGCAGCACAACUGCCAGUCGUGCGGGAAGACCUUCUCGUCGGCCAGCGCCCUGCAGAUCCACGAGCGCACCCACACCGGGGAGAAGCCGUUCGGCUGCACCAUCUGCGGCAGGGCCUUCACCACCAAGGGGAACCUCAAGGUACACAUGGGCACGCACAUGUGGAACAACGCCCCUGCCCGCCGUGGCCGCCGCCUGUCUGUGGAGAACCCCAUGGCGCUGCUGGGCGGGGACGCCCUCCGGUUCUCGGAGAUGCUGCAGAAGGACCUGGCGGUGCGUGCCAUGAACGCAGACCCCAGCUUCUGGAACCAGUACGCCGCCGCCAUCACCAACGGGCUGGCCAUGAAGAACAACGAGAUCUCCGUCAUCCAGAACGGGGGCCUCCCCCAGCUGCCCGUGAGUCUGGGGGGCAGCGCUCUCCCUGCCCUGGGCUCACUGACUGCUGGCUUGGACAAGUCACGCGCCGGCGGGAGCCCACCCCUGGCCAGCCUGGACAAAGCAGGUUCUGAGACGGGGGCCAGCCGGCCCUUUGCCCGCUUCAUCGAGGAUAACAAAGAGAUUGGCAUUAACUAGUAUGGCCAACGUCUGUCCCGUGGCUGGCCACUGUGAAGUGUGGCCAGGCCGAGCUGCCGGCGGGGGCCUCCCUCCAGUGGGCCCCGCAGAAACGCACUUGUCCUGUGGCUGCGGCUGGCCUCGGCAGCCUGCCCGGCACGUCUGCACCGUGACCUUGAGUGUCCGUGGGGACGCUGCCACGCUGUGUGCG
This is a messenger RNA of Sorex fumeus (smoky shrew), 4608 nucleotides long. It is a transcript of the gene SALL3, whose product is annotated as spalt like transcription factor 3. The record is from RefSeq and is a predicted model, not a curated record. Gene Ontology annotation, cellular component: nucleus. Gene Ontology annotation, molecular function: RNA polymerase II cis-regulatory region sequence-specific DNA binding; DNA-binding transcription factor activity, RNA polymerase II-specific. Gene Ontology annotation, biological process: regulation of transcription by RNA polymerase II. NCBI's taxonomy places the organism in Eukaryota, Metazoa, Chordata, Mammalia, Eulipotyphla, Soricidae.